UGUGACAUUUAGCCUUUCUCAACAUAUUUCUCGUAUUUCCUUUUAUUUCAACCACUGCGAAACCAAAAGACCAAGAAAAUCCCCGAAAGAAACAAAAAUGGAAAAAAGAAUUAUGAGUCGAGAAAAAAUCGUGCAGGUGUUUGCUACUUCUUUCUGCUGUUGCUCUGAACAAUUUAAUUUUUCAAAAAUAACAAUUCCAAUAAAAAGACGAUUAGAUGGACUUUAAACAAUUUAUCAAGAUUAAAAAGAUUAACUACAAAAUUUGGAUUGUGAUUGCGAGUUCAAAGAAAAAAGUGAAUCGGCAAAUUGUCUUUUCUUAAGUUGAGUCUUGAGUGUUUCCACACAUUGCUUGUUCGAAAUAUAUAAAUACAAAAAUAAUGUUGUUAUUUGUUUAUUAAUUGGAACAACUAACGCACAAUAAAAGGAAAUUCCGAGUCUAGAAAGUGUCAUUCAUUGUUGAAAUCUUGAAUAUUAUAAAAUUGAGAACUGUUUUUGAAAAAUAUAUCCGCCUCCAUCAAAAAUCUCAAAUUUCUUCUGUCUUGGCGUCGUCGUCGUCUCCACCUCUGCUGCUCCCGACCGUCGCCGCCGUUCCAUAGCACAUACAAUUCAUAUUCACGUACAUCUACACAAUUCAUUCAUCCAUCGUGCGUCGGUCGCUUCCGAUAAGAUUGCCGAACGUAAAAUCAAGUGAAAAGUUUGAAUAAAAUCAAUUCCAACUUAAGUUUGCGUUUAUUGAAACAAUAAUCCACCUAUGGCAGCAGCAAGUUCACAAUUCAGUGAUGUUGAUGAAUAUGGCUUUAAACGUUGCGAAAAUUUUGAUUACAAAAUGUAUGAAAAAUUCAUGUCAAGUUACCUGAAAACACUUACCAAACGACGAAUACGAUGGGAUGGAUUAAUUCAAAAAAAUACCGACCUCACAAAUGUCAAUUCAACUCUAAAACGUUUCAUACGAAAGGGGAUUCCAGGUCCCUACCGUCCUGAUGUAUGGAUGAAAAUAUCCGGAGCAAAUAAACUUCAAGAACGUUCUCCCGAUCUCUAUCGAAAUUUGCUUAAUGUGAAUUACGACAAAGAAAUAAGUGAUUCCAUAAAAAUCGAUCUACCUCGAACAUUUCCAGACAAUAUAUUUUUCGAUACGAAAAAAGAACAACUCUACAAUACGCUAAUAGCGUAUGCACAUCAUAAUCGGGAGAUAGGUUACUGCCAAGGACUGAAUUACAUUGCAGGUCUUUUAGUCAUAAUCACCAACGACGAAGAGCAAUCCUUUUGGCUUCUCAAACAUAUUGUAGAAAGUGUUGUACCUCAGUAUCAUACAAAAAACAUGGCAAAUCUUUUAAGAGAUUUAGCUGUAUUCAAGGAAUUGGUCAUUCGCAGAGUACCUGAUGUGAAUAGACAUAUCGAAAAUUUGGGUCUUCCUUAUGCUGUGAUAGCCAGCAAGUGGUUCAUUUGUAUAUUUGCUGAAGUGUUGCCUGUGGAAACGGUCCUAAGAAUAUGGGAUUGUGUAUUUGCAGAAGGUUAUAAAGUCGUAUUCCGUGCUGCAUUGGCACUCUUUCUUACACACAAGGCGGCGAUUCUUGCCUGCGAUGACAUUGCUGCAUUGGCAAAUCUCUUUCGCGAAGGGAUGCUUCGCGAUGAAAUUGUUAUGAAUUGCCAUGAAUUCAUCGAAGCAAUGUUUAAAUUACGCCUGCAACGAAAAGAACUAGAAGCGUUAAGAAAGAUAUGCGUUGGACGGAAUAAUACGUAAACAUAAAGCCAGAAAAAAAAAUAUUGACUCAAAUUUAACUCACCAAAAAAUAAAAAACAAAAACAAAAACAACAAAUUUACCUAUGGAAACAAUAUACGCCCUCAGAAACAAACAAAAUUAGAAUAACAAAAUUUAACACAAAAAUGACAACAAAAAACACUGAAAACAUCAAUACUACAGAGUAUGUAAUCAAUAAUUUACAAUUAAACAAUUAAGUAGCAAAACUAACAUUUAAAUAACUUAUUACUGUGUAGUGUUUUAGAGGUAAAUAAUAUCAGAGUAAGUGUUUUAAAAUUGUAUUAGCUUAGCGUAGAGCUUGUAAUAAUAAUUAAUGUAUGUAUUUAAAAAACAAAUUGUUAUAGUAUGUAUUUUUAAGUGUUUAAGAGUAUAAUGUGAACAUUUGGCGUUUAAUGCGUUUCUUCCGUUUUAUUGAUAUAAAUGUUUAUCCCAGAAUCCCCUGUUAUUGACCUUGGAUGUAUCACAAAUUCCAUGGUUAUCAGAAACUUGCUAUUUAAAAUUUCCAUUUAACUGUUUAUCUCUUACAUAUUUCCAUUACGCAUAGACUGUGAAGUAGUAGAAAUGAACAUGGGUAACAUGGUACUUAAUGUUUUUCUGUAUUUCUUAAAAGUUUGCUAGCAUUUCAAAAAACAUUCUUAAAUAUUCCAAAAAGAUAGCUAUUUUUAUAAAACCAAUUUAAGUCCGUUUAAAAGUAUUUCCAUCAUGUUGCAUAUUUAAGCAGAAAUUCAUUUUAUUCAGUUAUAACAAGGAUGGGUUCCAGCUGGAUUAAGAUAUUGAGUGUUCUGUUGUUUUUAUUGUACUUAGAUUAAGUUACUGCGACUUUGCUUUAAUGCAGAAAUAACGAAGCCUAUUUGUGUUCCAUUUCAUAAUCAAAAGAUAUAUAACUAUUCAAGAGAUCUCAUUAGCCUAUUUUCAUCCAAGUAUGGCUUUAAAACGAUAUACUGCUAGCGAAAUGGGAAGAAUUAUUGUUUGUAAUGAAAAAAUUCAUAUGUUCUGUGAAGUAUGUACUUGAUUUCCGAUGAACCGGCUUCAGAUUGAAUUAGUUUUUAUAUUAGGCGCUCUGCACGUUCAUAUUCCUUUGAUGUCAAAAAACGAUGUAAUUUCCGUAUGCCGAGUUGAGAAUUCAUAUUUUACGUAUUAUUUGAUGAACAUUUUGGAAAACAAUUUGUUUGGCAUAAGAUAUAUUCAGGCCAAUCGUCGUCUAAUGUGAAAAGAAACUGCGGUGCCUGUAUCUAACGAUACUAGUCCCCGUUUCCAUUUUGUGGUGUCAUCAGCUGGACUCUUUUCUGACGGCACGUAUGAUGUUUGCUAUAUCAUGUAUUUCUUCUAUUCUAAAUACUUCCAAUGCUUUCGCGCAUGAUCUCAAACAACCAAGUACUGUAACAGCAUCCGACUAGAAAAAUGUUUGAUGAAGGCGAAUCGAUAAAGAUUGAGGUAUACUGAUUGCAAAAGAUGCUCCAAUCACUGCUAACACUAGUUCCAAUUGUGGAAUCGAUAAAAGUUUGAUGGGAGCCACUUUUGUCUUAGACCCCAAUAAUGAACACCUUAUGUCACCACUUUUUUGUACCCAAAGGUACGCAGUUGCAGCUUACAUCAACGAAGAUGUGGAGCUGUGUCUCGAUUCCAGAUUGAUUCAACUAAAUACCACAUUGGAAUGAAAGCUCUUUCCUCUUUCGGCAGUUCCUUUAACCACCUGAACCAUUUUUCCUACCGUUAACUCCAGAGCGCCAAACUUUCUGCCUAAGAACAUUUAAGUAACUCGUAAAGUGGCUUAUUAGCCCAAGGGGGUCAGCAAAAAUUUACAUCAGCACUUUAAGUAUUUUACGUUUUGUUGGCUUUCUUUGAUCGUUUAGAACUUCUUGAUUGCCUUUGUUGAUACUCAAUGAGAAAGUAAGAACAUAAGAUUUAGUAUCCCACCACAUAGCCAAUACAUUCUUUGUGGCUUUCACAUAAGUGUGUUCUUCUUCCAAGGCCGUCAUUCUUUCCAUUGAGUUAGAUUUCCAUUUUGUUAUCUGAAAUCCUCCGGCAGCAUGAAUCAUUUUUACUUCUUUGGCUAAGGUGAUGGCUUGUCUACUGACGAGCAGGUCAUUUAUAUAAUGAUUUUUGACUAUUGCUUCCACCGCUCUUGGAAAAUGCUUUUCGAAUCUUAACGCGUUUUUAUUUUUUAAUGAACUGUGCGCUACUCGGUGAACAGGUUGCUCUAAACUAAAUUACUUCGUGGAUCAAUCUCUUGGAAUGUUCUAAAACUUCGUUCACAAGUCAUAUAAGAACAGCGGAUAUAAAAACUGAACGAAUAUUUCCGGCGAGUAGUAUGUGUUAACAAAAAUGUUUGCGUUAAAUCUAAGUGCAGUCAGACAAUAAAGUGACAAGUUUAGUGGCUGUAUUCUGAUGCUCUGCUUUGUGUCAGAGUUUAUUUCUUAGUAGGAAUUUAAUAUUUUUAAUUGUUCUUGGACUUUUUCUUUUUUCUGGGCAAUAGAGGAAAAGGUCAGUCGAAGUUAUUAGGUUUAUACCAUUUAGUCUCAAAAAUCUUGACAGAUAUCCAAAUAAAGGUCUGGAUGAGUUGUUAUGGAUUUAGGCUGGUGAGAAAUCAUUUGAAAUCCCUUUUAGAAUGGAGUUAAAUUUUGUACAUAGUUUUGGGGGAAAGAAAAUACCUCUUUACCACUUUUUAAACAUAACGUUGUCUGAAUCGCUCUAUAUUCAAAAUUAUGAUAAUCGUAUUGAUCCAUUUGUUUUUCAAGAUGCUUGAAUCGGUUGACCGUACUGAGGUCUAUGUAUCUUUUUUUCCUUUUUAAAACAGUGGUGGAAUCGGCUAAGGUGAUAGUUGACUAUCAUUUUCAUUCCGUCUGUGUAAGAUGAUUCAACUCAAUUCAAUUCGAUUGAACAUUUUCAGAUUCAAAUUGUCAAAAUUCGUUGUUGACUUGGUGUAAAUUUUAAAUUGAUUGUUGUAAAGUAUCUACAUAAGUUUCAAAUUUGCUGAUUUUUAAUAAAAUUCUUAUUUUUCUUGCUUAUGUUUUUUUAAAGAAACCAAGUGAGUUAAGAAAAUUUUCCAGUCGUUUGUGUAAGCGUCUGGAAGCUUUAUUAGGAAUAAACAUAUUUGUUUGAAAAUGACUAUCACAUUUUUUGUGACAUAUUUUUAGGUAUCAAUUUGACUAUCACCUUACGUAGAUCAAAUUCGAUCGUUUUGAUUGUCAUUUAUCAACAAUCACCUUAGCCGAUUCUAAUCCAGCUUUAUAUGCUUCGUAGUCGGCUUGGAAAUCUCGUCUCAUCAAAUUAAACCUUUCGAGCAAAAACAAUUUUUCAAGAACUAGAACUACCCAACCGUCACUAGCUUAUGAGGUUUUUGAUCAAAGCAGUAUUGCUUGUUAAGUCUUAGUAUUUUAGAACCAACUUUUGCUUCUUGUGCUGGUGGUGCCCCGUUCUUGUACUUGUCUUGUCUCUUUCCGACUAAAUAUAAAUAAGAAAACCCUAUCAAUUAUAAAUAAAUAAAUAAAUUGGGUGGCGCAACAGUUCGUUUGUGCGAGAUUUGUUUUCAGGGAUGGAAGGGAUCUACAAUUUUAAGCCGAAUCCGAACGGCAAAUUUGAGAAAGCACUUUUCAUGACAAGAAUUACUCUUGGAGAAUUUGUCAAUGCCUCGCAAGAGGCAGUACCCCUGAAAAAAACUUUAUACAGGGAUCGAACCCAAGACCUCUCGCAUGACAGUCCAUCGCACUAACCAUCAUGCCACGGGUACUAUCAAUUAACCAAGUCAAAGUGUAGUGUAGGUCUCUCCGAUGUAAACGUUGAUCGUGUCACGUACGGCAGCUUAUUUGGUAAACUGUUCCACCCGGGUUAUAUCCGUGUGAGCAAUCUAUUGCUGACUAAUGUUUUUGAUAUUACCUACCGUUGGUUUUUUUUUGUAGUGAUGAGUGUAAGAUUAUUUUACAUAAUUAAAUCAUCGAUUAGGGAUAAAAAGGAUAAAUGCUCAAAAAUGUAUAAUUAACUAUUUAAAAUUAAUGAGCUAGUUAAACAAAACGAGGACAUACAUUCCAUGGUGUCAAAUCUUUCCCAUGUUGUUAAAAUUAACUUUGAAAGCAAAUCAAUGAAUUAAGUCAAUUUAUACUUGAUUCCCAUAAUUCUAAUGUGACUAUAGGUGAUGAACUGAAAAUUAAAUUAGUAAACACAGAUUCUAACCAUGUUCAAUCUUCUUGCGUGAAGAAAUGAAACAGUCCAUGAAAAUUAUUCUCUCUGACACAAAUAUUAUCCGAAAUGAUCUAGAUGUGUAACUCAAAAAUUCCUCGGGCAUCAAGAAUAAAGCCAUCUUCAAUCAUAUACUAAAUGACAUAAAUAAUGAUAUUUUUGCUGCAAGAAUUUUUAAGGAAAGAACUAAGGAGCACGUUGUCUUAGGUUAAGGAUCUUCGACCCUGUACAUCUAUCUACAAUACUUGCAUCCUAAAGGUACCCCAAUCUUUCACACAAAUUUAUCUUGCCGGUUCUACUGUUAAGGAACUUGAGAUGACCCAAAAAAGCCCCAAAAAAUGCUUUUUCAACCGAAUCACCACAUUAAAAAAGGUGGUUACAAAAUUUGGAAUUUUUGGAAGAUGGCAGACUGCAAUGUUAGGUUGCAAGGGAUCGGAUCUGUAAACAACUCCUGGUUUCUACUUCAGAAUACUUCAAAAUCUGCCAACGUUCGUUGGGUUCGAUCAUUUUUCAAGACGGAGUAUUCGAUUGACUUAACAAAAUGUAUUUCCAUGACCCAUAGGUGCUUUAAAUAAUCAUCUCUUUGAAAUACAUAUAUGUAUUUGGUUAUUUCUACAUUUUUGUGGCUAUAUCUUACUAGACACCUUGAAGAUUACAACACUUAGUGGAGAUAACAUUCCUGAACCCAAACCAAUAAUUAACACCCACAAAAAUAAUUCCGAUCCUAAUUGGACCUUUAAAACGAGAAUUUUCCCAAAUUUGUAUGUCCUAUUACAAACUCCACUAUUAAGCCCACCGUAGGAAUUAAGCGGAAUCCCAAAAGAGUGUCUUCCCGAAAAAGUGUUUUUCAAUAUAUUCAAUUUUCCAAGAACCUCGUAUUCGGUUCCUCUUCCUUCCGAACACCCAAACUACUUUCAAAACAGUGUGCAUUGACACACCUAUGUUAAUCAUUAAAAUACCAAUGGAAGGAAAAGGCUUUUUGGACAGUCUUUUGUCCGCUUAAUAGAAUUAAAUUCAAUAAUUCCUACACUUUGUCCAUGUCCGGAGUGCCUACUUAAGGCAAUGUUAAAAUAUCAACCUAAAGAUAUCUUCCAACUAACAAAUAAGUAAACAAUUUAGGACUAUAACGUCUAAAAUUAAACAAAUUCAUUUGUUAUUUAAAAUAAUUUUAUAUUGCUAAUCGUUAUUUUCUUUAUUCAAAAAUUUAAAAUUAAAACAAAUCGGCAU
Molecule: messenger RNA, 7163 nt
Organism: Eupeodes corollae
Lineage: Eukaryota; Metazoa; Arthropoda; Insecta; Diptera; Syrphidae
Product: growth hormone-regulated TBC protein 1-A
Exons: 6
Coding region: 752-1741 (329 amino acids)
Source: RefSeq, a predicted model, not a curated record